This is a messenger RNA of Rhodamnia argentea, 4383 nucleotides long. Its product is annotated as SNF2 domain-containing protein CLASSY 3-like. Gene Ontology annotation, molecular function: ATP binding; ATP-dependent chromatin remodeler activity. Lineage: Eukaryota; Viridiplantae; Streptophyta; Magnoliopsida; Myrtales; Myrtaceae. The coding region runs from base 1 to 4377 and encodes 1458 amino acids. The record is from RefSeq and is a predicted model, not a curated record. The transcript is spliced from 2 exons. Gene Ontology annotation, biological process: gene silencing by siRNA-directed DNA methylation.
AUGGCUUCUUACUCACCUGUAUCGUCAAGAACCAGAGCCCGGACAAAGAAAGAAGAUCCCUAUGGCGGAAGUUUCUCCAAUGCGGAGCUCGGAAGAAGAAAAGGCGGUUCUUCAGGAGCGAAGAGCUUUGUGCGUGACAUCCUCCUUCUCGAGACUUCGGGCCCCGAAGCAGAGAGCAGUGGCAGAGGGGCGCGACGAAGAGUCUCCUCUUUUUCAGGUGGUUUGGGAGGCGAAGGCAGCGCCGGUGAUGGCAGCAGAGAGGUAAUUGUUAUUACAGACAGUGAAGAUGACAGUGACGAAGUGAUUUCAGUGAGUGGAAGUGGUGAGGAGGAAGAAGAGUCCAGCGAUCACAGACCUCUGACGGCGCGAAGGUUUGAGCCUAACCAUGUUUUUCAUGAAUGUAAGAACAUUGAUGUUGUUGAUGGGGUUAGUAGUGACUAUGACGAAGAGGAAAGCACAGACUUUGAAUCUGAUGACAGUGUAGGUGGUCGUGAAAAUGGAAUGUCUGGAGGGGAAGAGUUCUUGUCUAAUGCAUGCUCUGAUGAUGACUCGAUACGCUCUGGUGAGGAGAAUGUUUUUGGCGAACAAGGUGAGGGAAAUGACGGAAGUUUCAAAUCCUCAUAUGAUGAUCGUGCGCCGAUUGUGUCCGAGAAGAGGACUUCGUCGGUGACUGAAGAUGGUCCUGAGGCCGAUCUUAGCUUAGAUUAUUUGUCCUCUUCGUUCGAGAGCACAACUGAGGUUGACGACAUCAGCGAUGAGGAUUUGGUCACAAAUGUGUCAGAAAGCUUGAGCACAGAAGGAGAAACUUCUUCGAGCUCAGAAGAGUAUGUGCCUGGGAGUGAGUGUGAGAAAAUGAGGGCGAUAAAGAAGAGAAAGCGCGAGGACAGAGGCGAGAUGAGUUGUUUAUACAGCACAAGGAAAACUACUGAGGAGCUUGAUAUUGAGUGCAAGGAUGAUCCAGUGGUCGAUGCGGGAAAGAAAGAGGAUGUGGAACGUAGAGUUUCGUUGGUCAUUGAAUGGUUGCAGGAUGAUGUGGAGGAGGAAAAAGAGGAAGAAGCGAUUAAUGGUGAGCAUAACAUUGAGUGCAUGGAUGAUCCGGGGAUUGAUGAAGGGGGAAGUAAAGAGAAUGUGGAAUGUAGAGUCUCACGGGUCAAGGGAUGGUUGCAAGUUGAUGUGGAGGAGGUCAAAGAGGAAGAAACAAUUAAUGUUGAACGAUCAAAUGCAGAAACCGAUUGUCCUUCCAAUGAUGAGAAUGGAAAUAGUAGGCAAACGGAGGAAAGAGGAAGUUUUAGCUUGUCGGAGUGCCAAAGAACGAGGGAAAAGGCAGAAACAGGACACGGGGGUAACAAUGAUGAUGAAGGGUUGCAGGUUGAUGAAGAGGAGGAGGAGGAGGAGGAGGAAGGCAAAGCAGAGAUUGAGUUCGACCGUGUGAAUGCUGGAACAGAUGUCUCUUCCAUUAAUGAAAAGGGAACGAUCAGGGAGAUUGAGGAAAGAGGAAACUUCUGUGAGCCAGAGAAAGAAGGAUCGAAUCAGAGCCGAGAGAAGUUGACUUCCCUGAUCAAGGUCUUUGGAGUUGACAGAAGAACGCAGGAGAAAAUAUAUGGGAAAGUAGAAGAUCGAAAGGAGGAGGAUUCAGGCAUGUCCUGUAGCAUCCAACAAUUGCCAAAGAAAAGGAAAUAUAAGGAUUGCAGCGGCAAGAAAGCGUUUGCAAACAGAAAUGCCGAGAAAGAGCAAACGUCAGCUACUGAUGGUACUGUGAGGAAUGAGUGUAGGGGUGAUUGGGAGUCCAGAACUAGGAGGGAAAGAGGUGGAGAAUCAAGGGAAAAUACGCUAUUCAAACUCGUCAAUUGCAUAUGGGGGAAGGAUGAGAUUCCUCAAGACGAUAUACAGAAGGAAAGGGUGGAUAAAGAGAAACAGUUUGCUGGUGGCUGUGCUGUGAGGGAAGAGAGAAAGGAAAGCACGGAGUGGUUCGAGACUUUUGGCAGGACAGCCAGUGGCAUCAAAGGAGACUGCUCACAUAAUAUGUACGAGCAGAAGAAAGUCGGUGAAAUCUUGCCACGGUCAGGAGAAGAGGGUGUCGGGGUGCAUCAAGCACAAGGGAGAAAAGAUUGUAGGAGCACCAGCGACUAUGAAAUUUGUUGGGAGAGAUCCGGUAAGUCGAAAGAACUUAAAUAUUUCCAACGUCUUGCUCAGAAAUUCAGAGAUAACAAAGAUGAUACCGGUCAGAAAGAAGUUGUAUGGGAAAUACCAAGCAGGACAGAACCGCAGGCGGAAGUGCCUCCGCUUCCUGUGAAGUUUUUCUGGGCAGAUGAGAAACCGGAACCAGAACUGGCACCAAAAUCUGAAGCAGAGAAGGAGAUGGACAAGAUGUGGAGUGAUAUGGAAUUUUGUCUUAGAGCUGGAGAACUUGGUUCUUCCAGACCCCCAAAAAAGUUCUCCAUCGAAGGGUCAGGCUCGAAAAGGUUUCCCAAUGGAGGGAAUCCGUCUUUGUUUGAAGGGAUUUGUCUUCAGCCUUCUGGAAAUGACUCUGUCGAACUCUCUCAUCAGAGCGGCUCUGUUUUGGAUCUCAUCCCCUGUAACCGGAAUAAAUUGUAUCCACACCAGCUAGAGGGCUUUCAGUUUAUGUGGAAGAACCUAGCAGGUUCUACUGAUCUAAAAGAAUUGUCCAACUCUGAGCCUAAGGAUGUUGGUGGGUGCAUCAUAUCUCACGCUCCAGGCACGGGAAAGACUUGCUUGACCAUACUUUUUCUGCACACAUAUCUCGGACUCUUCCCCAAUUCCCGCCCUAUGGUUAUUGCUCCUGCCAGCUUGCUUCUCACUUGGGAAGAAGAGUUCAGGAAGUGGAACAAGAAAUGGGACACCAGCAUUUCAUUCCACAACUUGAAUAGUCUGGAGUUCUCCGGGACAGAAAAUGCAGGAGCUGUGAGAAUGGUGGAAGCAAAUAGGCACCUCAAGCAAUGUAACGAUGUGAUGCGGAUGAUCAAGGUCUAUUCCUGGAGUAAGAGCAGCAGCAUACUUGGCAUAAGUUACAAUCUGUAUGAGAAGCUUGCCAUGCCAAAAAGGAUAGGCAUAAAGGAUCCGGCGAAGAAGCCAGAGAUUCAAAAGAAAGAUGAAGAGAUGAGAAAGAUUCUUCUCGAUUUGCCGGGUGUAGUGGUUCUUGACGAAGGGCACACGCCGCGAAACGAAAGGAGCAGCAUUUGGAAUCUUCUGCUGAAACUUCGGACUGAGAAGAGGAUCAUCCUCUCGGGCACCCCUUUCCAAAAUAAUUUUCUAGAGCUCUAUAACACCUUGUGCUUAGUAAGACCCACAACAGCGGACGAACUCCCCCUUAGUCUCAAGAAAUUCUGCCAGGCAAGAACAGGACGGCGGAAAAGAGCUAAAACAGAUGAUAUCAAUUCCCUUGUUCAGCCACAUGACAAAGCGGCUGAUGAUGCAAUUGUGAAUCUCCGGUCUAUCAUGGCUCCAUUUGUUCAUGUUCACAAAGGGAGCAUUCUUAGAGAGAAUCUUCCUGGUAUAAAAGAGUGCAUAGUGGUGUUAAACCUAGGGGAUAGGCAAAAGAAGAUUGUGGAGAACAUUCAAAGAUCUCAAUGCGCGUUUGAGUAUGAGUUCAAGCUGUCUCUGGCAUGCAUUCACCCUUCUCUGAUCCUAAGCUGCAAUGCACAUGUGCAUGAAAAACCUGUUAUCGGCCGUGAGCGUCAGAAGCUUGAAGAUCUGAAGACCAACACGGAUGCCGGGGCAAAGACAAGGUUCCUAGUGGAGUUAAUCCGGCUCAGCGAAGCACUCGGUGAGAAAGUCCUCGUUUUCAGCCAAUAUAAAGAGCCAUUGUCCUUGAUCAGUUACCAACUGAGAUCGACUUUCCAGUGGUCCACCAAAGGAAAAGAGAUUCUACACAUGCAUGGGAGCCUCGAUCUGAGGGAACGUCAGCGUUUGAUUGGAGAAUUCAACAACCGACAGAGCCAAGCAAGAGUAAUGUUAGCUUCAACUAAGGCUUGCUCUGAGGGCAUAAGUCUCAUCGGAGCAUCUAGAGUUGUCUUGCUAGAUGUGGUUUGGAAUCCUUCGGUCGGGAGGCAAGCAAUCAGCCGAGCCUUCAGAAUUGGCCAGGAGAAGGUAGUCUAUACCUACCAUCUGAUCACGAAGGGAACGGCAGAAUGUGACAAGUUCAGCAAACAGAUGGAGAAAGAGAGAUUGUCUAAACUUUUUUUCUCCCUGACCGACAAAGAAAAUGGUGAGAGAAGAAAAUCCCGUGUGGUUGCUGAAGACAGGAUAAUGGACGAGAUGACUUCCAGCGAAAACUUCAAGGAUUUGUUUGAUCAGAUACUUUACCAGCCAAAGGAUUCCGAUGCAGUCGAUCAGAUAUUUUAUCAAUCAUCUGUUUAAGCAAUG